Messenger RNA from Fusarium sp. VM40, 1518 nucleotides. Lineage: Eukaryota; Fungi; Ascomycota; Sordariomycetes; Hypocreales; Nectriaceae. The record is from the annotation of a GenBank genome assembly.
AUGCCCGUUCUUCUAUCAGUGACCUCUUCUGUCAGAGGCUCUGUGCUUCUUACCCUAUUCACGCUUGCCACAGCGCUCAUAUUCUCCUUGUACCGUGUGAUCAAGAACCGACAUAUUCCUGGUCCUUGGCCAUGCCGGAUCUCUCAUCACUAUGUUUCGCUGUUUGACCUAUUUCGACAGCGUCCUCAGACUGUGGCCAAAUGGCACCGACAAUAUGGUCCCUUUGUUCAGAUAGCACCUGGCCAGGUCUCCGUUUCUGAUGUCGUCGCCAUGCGAGAAUUGUAUGGUACAUCUGCACGGAACCCAAAGAGUGACUACUUUGAUAACUUCAUCUACCACAAUGCACGAGCAAUCUUUGCCGAGAAGGAACAUCUCGGACAUCGGCAAAAGAGAGGUCUCAUCUCAUCCUUCUUCCAGGCUACUUCCGUGUAUAUGCCGGAUAUCCAACAGCCUCUACGUGACAGGGUGUUGACCGCAACCAUGUGCAUCCAGGAAGAGAUCAACGUCAGUGGCAAUGGGAUUGUAAACAUCUUUCCCAUCACCAACCACUACGCCUGGGACAACACCACAUCCUUGAUCUUUGGGCCACGCCACUGCUCUCAUGCACUCCAAGGAGACGAAAAUGAUCGUGACCUACUAGCAAGGCUGAAGAAUAGUGAACUAUGGGGAGCCCUCAAGUACAACCUCCCUCUCAUCUUCAAUCUUCUCAAGCUGGUCAUGGCCGUCUACACCAAGUCGACGAAGUACUUCUCAGCUGAGAACGACCUCGAUACAUGGGCGAUGCAACGCCUUCGCCAGACAACUUCGGAUCCUAAAGUCUCACAAGAUGAACGUUGUGUUGUGCAAACUAUCCAGGAUCUUCGUCGCAGUGGCCGCUCCCUGUCUGACAAUUACCUGGAAAGUGAGGUUAUUGACAACUUAUACGCCGGGCAAGCCACAGUCACUGUGGCUCUCACCUAUGCUAUCUACCAUCUAAGCCGAAACCCACACUGGCAGUCGAUGGUCCAGAAAGAGCUCGAUGAUCUCCCACGAAACUCGGAUGGUCUGCCCGACUGGACUCUUUUGAGCAAGACUCCUAUCCUCGAAGCUUGCAUCCGUGAGUCAUAUCGUCUCAACCCAGUGGCCAGCGGACGAGCUGAGCGAGUCCUCGCCAAGGACUCUCGUUACGGCGACAUCUUUAUCCCGCAGAACACCGUUGUAUCUGCAUCCACCAUAGCCUUACAUCAUGAUCCCGAGGUCUGGCUCAACCCACAUGAAUUUAACCCACGACGCUGGCUAGAUGCGCCGGCCGACGAGCUUCUGAGGUUGGAACGGUCAUUUGUUCCUUUCGGUUACGGCGCGAGACUGUGUCUAGGUAAAGCCUUUGCGAACCUCCAGAUUAAGAUGUUUGUGGCCGGUAUUUAUUCUAGGUACAACACGCAACUGGAGGUACCGGGUCAAGUCAUGGACCAGUGGGGGACGCAGGACGCCCUACCCAAGGGACUUAAGUGCGGGGUUCGUUUUGAGGACAGGAAAUAA